Dictyostelium purpureum is the source of this 2625-nucleotide messenger RNA. RefSeq lists its product as uncharacterized. The transcript has 2 exons. Lineage: Eukaryota; Evosea; Eumycetozoa; Dictyosteliales; Dictyosteliaceae. Gene Ontology annotation, molecular function: Hsp70 protein binding. Bases 1 to 2625 code for a protein of 874 amino acids. The record is from RefSeq and is a predicted model, not a curated record. Gene Ontology annotation, biological process: cellular response to misfolded protein. Gene Ontology annotation, cellular component: endoplasmic reticulum membrane.
AUGGAAUGCAAUAAGGAUGAUGCACUUAAAGCUAGAAAUUUAGGGGAAUCAUAUUAUAAAGAAAAAAACUAUUCAAAAGCAUUAUCAUUACUAGCCAAAUCCAAGAGACUCUAUCCGACAGAUGGUAUUGAUCAAUUAAUAUCGACAGUAGAAGAUUGUUUAGCAAACGAUGAUUCAUCUUUAAAUAAUAAUGACAGUAAUAUAAAUAAUAGUCCAAAUAAUAAUAAUAUAAAUACUGAUGAAAAAAGCAGCGAUAAUAAUAAAAAUAAUAGUAAUAGUAAUAAUAAUAAUAGUAACAAUAAUAAUAACACAAUAAAUAAUCAAUUAUAUACAAAAGAACAAAUUGAAAUUACUAAAAGAAUUAUUGAAUCAAAAACUCAUUAUGAAAAACUUUCAUUGACAGCAUCAUGCACAGAAAUAGAAAUUAAAAAGAAAUAUAGGCACUUGGCAAAAUUACUACACCCAGAUAAAAAUAGUGCACCGCAGGCACAUAUAGCAUUUCAAGAGAUUAAACUUGCACAUGAUGUUUUAUCAGAUCCAAUACUAAAAAGAAAAUAUGAUGAUCAGUUAAGAACUCAGCAGUUUAUACAAAAGCAGCAACAACAAAGACAACAACAGCAAAAUUAUUUUAACCCAUUCCAAAAUCCUGAUUUUUAUAAAAGGGGUAGUAAACCUUCACCAUCAUCUCAACACCAAAAACAACAUCAAAAAAAUCAACAACCUAGGAUAAUAGAGUGUUUAAAUUCAAAAACUUGCCCAAUAAUAACGUUAUCAUCAGCUAUUUAUGAUUCCUAUUUAAAUUGCCAAAUCAGUAUUUUGUGUAGAUGCAAUAAAGAGAGUGCCUAUGUAAAAUGCAAAUCAUGUUCAUCAGUGUACCAUUUAUCAGAUAAUUACAAAUCAAUUAAAUCUGAAUUACAGUGUCAAGGUGCUGGUUGCAAACAAAAAGUUUCUUGUGGCUUUCCAGAUAAAAUGUAUAGUGUCGAGCUAUCAAAUAUAUUUAUUAGAGAGGAGCCAAAAGUUCAAUCUCCAAAGAGGAGCCCAUCUCAGCAAACACAUUCACAAUCUUCAUCACAAUUUUUUUAUCAAUCACAACAGCCACUGCAUCACCAACACUAUUUUUCAUCACAGUUUCAAUCUCAACCAUAUUACUCACAAUCACAAAAAUCAUCGCCUCCUCGUCCAUUGCACCAAAAAAAGAAUGAAAAUAAUUUAAAUUCAAACUAUAGAGAGCCAUUUGUUCAGGAUAGUGACGAUGAAGAAGAUAUUGACCAAAAAGAAAGACUUGAAAGGGCGGCAGAGAGAGAACGUACCGAAAAAGAACUUAUUGAAAAGGAAAAUGAACGUUUAGAGAAAUUGAAGGAAAUCGAGAAAAAGAAAAAACAAAGAAUGAACAACUAUGAAACCUUUGAUGAAAUAGAGGAGGCUAAAAAGAAAAUACUAGAAGAGAAAUUAGAGGCUACAGAAAAACCAAACAAACAAAAAUUUAUUAUACCCACAAUAAAUAGACUUUCAAGAGCUUCAAUUGGUGCGGUUAUAUUAAAUAAUAGUAAUAAUAAUAAUGAUGAUAUUAAAAAUAAUAGCAGUAGUCAGGAUAAUGAGGAGCCACCAGUCGAAUUAUACCCACCUUUACCAGUAUUUUCAAAAUCUGUUGAGCUAAAAGAACCUGAUGAAAAGAAAUCAAAAUAUAUACACACAGAUAUUUCAUCAUUCUUUAAAAAAGAUGAUCAAAAAAUAGAAAAAUCACCACCACCACCACCACCAACCAAUAAACCAAAAGUCAUAUUAGCUCCAACAGUGCCAGUUAAACAAAAGUCACCACCACCCCAACGAAAGCAAAGCCUAGAAACUGAUCAACAAAACAGUAAAUAUGUUCAGGUUCCAGAGCCACCAAAAGACUUUAAUUUUCAGUUUAAUAAAUCAAAAAAGAAGGAAGAGUUUGAUUUGUUUGAAGAGGAUUUGGAUGAAUCACCUUCAUCAUGGCUCUCACAAGCUCCAACUCAUAAUCCAAAUAAAAAAGAGGAACCCAUUGAACAAAAAACUUCAAUUUCAAAAUCUCAAAAAGAUAGUAAUAAUGAUAAUAACAAUAUUGGUAAUGGUAGUUCUCAAUUAAACAGAGGGGAUAGCGAUUUAUCAAAUGGUUUACCAAAUAGUAAUUUAUAUAGUUAUAGUUUUGUUGGUUUUGGAACUGAAGAUUAUUUUACAUUUGGAGGUGAGGAUUAUUACCAAGAUAGUUACGAAUACAAUACCAGCGAUCAAAAACAGCCAAAUGGAUCAAAUGUUGCAACAGGUAGCAAUAAUAAUAAUAACAAUAACAAUAAUAAUAGCAAUAAAAAUAACAAUAAUAGUAAAAUCAGUAAUAGCAAUAGUAAUAACAAUAAUCAAAAUCAAAAUAAUGUUUCGAAAUCAUCUAGCUCUGGGCCGGUAAAAAAAAGUUUUAAUUUUGAGGUUUAUGAUGAAAGUGAUUUAGAAGAUGAAGAGGACGAAGGAAGAGGCAUUAUGGAAAGUGUAAAUAUUAAAAAAAGACCAAGUAUCGAAAAUAAAGAUAAAAGAUCCAGCAAAAAAUUAAUUCAUUCGCCUAUACAACAAGGAAAUAAGAUGGAUAUCAGGCUAUAUGCUACUAAAUAA